This is a messenger RNA of Ascochyta rabiei, 1326 nucleotides long. RefSeq lists its product as uncharacterized. Lineage: Eukaryota; Fungi; Ascomycota; Dothideomycetes; Pleosporales; Didymellaceae. The coding region runs from base 1 to 1326 and encodes 441 amino acids. The transcript has a single exon. The record is from RefSeq and is a predicted model, not a curated record.
AUGCGGAAACCUAAGCUGUCCUUGCAUGCGCCUGCUGAACAUAUAAUCAGCUUCACGUCCAAUGAGGGUCCGUCGGACUCGUUCCUGUGUGGACAGAUUUCGUUCAGCAACGUACCGCUACAAUGCGACAUUCAAGUAACACUUGCAAGAGUCGGGCGACUGAAGCAAGGCAAAGACGUGAACGAUAGGGCUGGCUCAAAAAAAUUCAUACGAGAGCUUGGUUUUAUGGGAUCGCAAAAAGAGCAGAAAUGGGAACAAUUCGACUAUGACUCUGCAGAAAAACUGAGUGGGUGCUCGAUCAGCCCACCACGAACAACGUCUGAUACCAAACCCACCAAGUGCGACUUCAGAUUACCGGUGCCUUCGUAUCAUCCUGCAACAGCGGCGCUUCCAUCAGUAGAAAUAUCGUACGCCAUCUUUGCAACAUGCGAUUUGCCAAACGGAAAGACCUUGCGGUGUAGACAAGAUCUGGGCGUUAUACGUAAGAAUGGCAAACCUAUACUUUUGGAACCAUCUCGCAAAGUCUCGUUCCCAGAAUCAACGCUUGUUGUCAGAGCCAGCUUCGACGCACCAAUUAUGGGCACCAAGAACAUUGUCAUCCCCACCACACUGCAACUGCACGGCCUAAGCCUCCCCAGCACCAGCUCUAUGCGCACCAACGAGACACGCUGGCUUGUCCCCCGUGAGAUAAAGUGGGAGUUCGAGGAAACUGCCGUCCUAAUCACCGGCUUCCCAGACAGCACCGGUCACGUACCAAUGUCGACAGCACAACGUGUACUGAAAAAACGAAGGCUAGCGGCAGGCGCAGAGAAGCUGAAGCUCAAAUACCCGUUCAUGCGCCCAGGAAACACAUUUGUCCGCAUGCUACAAGACGACAAUGGGAUGGAAAUCCCUUUCCACAUCAGCGCGCCCAAAACCACCCAACUGGGCGACAGCACCGCACUCUCCGUAGCAGGCAGCCACAUUCUGCACACCGUGCUGUUGUCAGACCCGUCCGCGGAUGCAGAGCUCCCGCAGAAGCGCUUCGCCGUCUACCUCGAGUACAAGCUGCACAUGUGGCUGCGCAUCGGUGAGGAUAUCUUCGACGAGGCGUCGGGAGAUCUGGUGAACCGCAAAAUGGACGAGAUGGCCUACACGGUGCUCUGUCCGCUGACGAUGCAGCACGCCGUGCCAGCUCAGCAGGGCGCCGGAUUGGAUGAGGCGCCGCUGCCAGUGGUUCCGCCGCGUUAUGAUGGCGUGUGGGAACUGCCUCCGCCGGGCUAUACGACGUAUGGCUGCGCCCUUCGCGGGCCUGUCAGGGAAGCUAGAGGCUCUCCACAGCCUUGA